This is a messenger RNA of Cyclocybe aegerita, 4701 nucleotides long. The record is from the annotation of a GenBank genome assembly. NCBI's taxonomy places the organism in Eukaryota, Fungi, Basidiomycota, Agaricomycetes, Agaricales, Hemipholiotaceae.
AUGUUAUACUUGCCUGUUGCCUAUCAUUUUGUCCAGAUAGUGCAUCAUAACACAUGGAAUAAUAACAUCCUAUCCGACCAGAAGAUGGAAGCCGCUGCAUCUCUUUUUGGCUCAGAUGAACCAGGUUCUGACCCUUUCGCGACCUUGGGCUCAGAGGCGGGUUCCGCUACCUCCCCAGCCGACGACCUAUUCCUCGGAGGCAGCGACUCGUCACUCGUAAUUGCGGACACAGACGCGCAUAAUUCGACCUCUCAGGCCGUCCUUGCAGCCCAUGACACCCCAUUUCUAGGCUAUCCCACCAACCUGGGAGUGCAAGCGACCGCCGUCCCCGGCACUGUCCCAUACGAUUAUCAUCAGAAUACCUCGCCAGAACAAAAUCAAUGGGGUGGAGGCGGUCAUGACCGAAGUUUGGCUUCAAGUUAUCCGAAACCAGCUUACCGAACCGUGACCCCGCCAGCGCCGACGACCAAUUAUUCAACUAACUACGCACCAACCACGCACGCUGCACCGACGUUGACAUACCCGCAGUAUAAUCCUUAUGACCCCCCACAGCCAGUUGCUGCCCCUCACUACAGUCCAGCAACCACGGUAAAUGGUGUUCCCCACCAAGCUCAUGAUAUACGCAAACCGCCGCCGCCGCCGCCAAGUAGCUCUCAGUAUGCUCCACCGGUCUCUCAUUAUACUGCGCCAGUUGUCUCUGGGCCUCCUGUUCCGACACCAAAAGUUACCACUAUUACCCGGCCAAAGGUGUCCAAUGCGUAUGACCCACCCUUCCUCCCUAGCAAACCGAAUAGACGAACCGUUCGCGCAGCAAGUGCUCACCAGACCUACAGUUCCUACCAGCCACCUCCCGUGAACUCUUACCCGCCUCCUACUGAACAAUCAUCGGCAUAUUCUGGAUCUUAUUACCAACAUCCGCCGCCUACCCACGGACCAUACAGUCACGACUCGACAACAGCUCCCUCUGGCAACUAUCAAGCACCUCCGAAUACAUAUUCCCCGCCAAAUGCGUAUAGCGCCACGAACUUAUACGCUCCAACGCAGACUUACACCCCGAGUUCCACCUGUGCUUCGCUAGCAUCCACGUCUACUCCGUAUGUUCAUGACAAUCACGUUGUAAGCUCAGUGGCUCCUGCGAACUAUUCGCUAAACCGGGCAGAAGUUCCAACUCCAGGUGCUUCGUCGGUGCACAGUAUUGAAACGAGGAAUUUGGCUGCAGAAAAUACACAGCAUAGCGUUAGCAUUGCGAGUCAAAUUCCAGACCCCUACGAUGUCGGUCCCUCCCGCCCUGCACGUAGUUCCUCAAUUGGCUCAACGUCUAGUCUGACGCGUGAAUCCUGGGAGCACAUGGCCGAAGCAGAAGAACCAGCGGUGUUGUCUCCGUCCAUGGUACCCCUCCCCUAUUCCCCGCCUCUUCAGAAGGAGGAAUUGCAACCUUACGGUCCAAGUUCAAUUACUAGGGCAGAUAGCUCUACUCAGCCCACUCCUCGACAAAGCUCGUAUCUUCCUCCUCGGAAGGACUCUAUCGUGAACAAGGACACCCACGAUCCCUACGUCCCUAAAAUAAACCAACCCUCCAACAACUACAUUCCGAGGACGUCUUCGCCGCUAUCUGUGUACAGUCGUCCGAACGAGCAGAAGAAGUCUCCACCUCAUGCACCGCCGAGUUUGAAUGGGAACGUCCCUCGCCCCUUGGCACCUUCCAGUCUUUCCCUGUCAAACUCUAAAACGCUGUCCAAUUCCGCUGUGGAUAACGUCUCAAAUAGAGCAGCCUUCCACAAAUCCGAAGGGAGGUUAGGCGUGCAGGAACUCAUAGUCAAGACGACGAAUAUGCAGUAUGCUCCGUCUCCGUCGCUCAUCGGAGCGAAUGAUCCCCUCUCCCGGACCUCUGCCCGUGCACCUGUGGUUACAUUCGGAUUUGGAGGAAAGAUGGUCACAUGUUUCCAUGGCAUGCCCGGCCUAAACGCUGGCUUUGACGUAGCCCUCUCCGCACGAACGUCCUCAGAGAUGAGGAUUCAUCGUCUCACUAAAGUUCUCCCAGAAUCCGCGUUGAGUUCUCCUGGACCAGCAUACCCUGGACCUCUUCUCUCUGACCCGGGCACUCCAUCGUUGAGUCUUGUGAGACCAGGGGCAUCCGCGCAGGCCAAGACGAAGAAGGCUGGCGUGGUCGUAUACCUCACUGGCAGAGCCGAUGAAAUUAAUCAGGGACUGGGAUACUUGGGCCCUGCCGAAAAGCAAGCAGCAGAAAACAAACUCAUACUCAUCAACUUGCUCAAGGUCAUGGUCGAGAACGACGGUCGGCUCUUGGGAACUAUGCAAGCUGAGACUGCAGUACGGUCCGUACUAGUACCAAGUUUGGAAGGCUCGGCUCUACAGGACGGCGCAUCUCUGGCAGCAUACAAGUCAGCACCUUUCGACGAAGUGCCUCUCAGCAUUGUAAACGUUAGAUCAUCCACCCUGGAUAAAAUCGAGGAGUUGCUUCUCCAAGGCGAUCGGCGGCAAGCAUACCAAUUCGCGAUGGACGAGAAACUUUGGGCGCAUGCCAUGGUGAUUGCGAGCAGUAUUGACAAGGAAGCCUGGAAGGAAGUCGUGAAUGAAUUCUUGAGGAGCGAAUUGAGCGCCAAAGACGAUGGAAAUCGACAUCUAGCCUCCCACUCCCCUCAUGCAUCGAAGAAUAGCCGUCAAAGUCUACGAGUGGCGUACAGUUUAUUUUCGGGGCAGGGUGCUGCAGCUGUGCAAGAAUUGGCGCCUAUUAAUUUUCUACCGAGGGCCACAGGACUGCUACUGCCUACUAUUCCCUCGGGUCCCUCAGUUACUCCUCGAACACCCAAUUUUGCGGCAAUACAACCUCAACCCACGAUUCCACCCGAAGCUCUUGACAAGUGGGCAGAGACUGUCGCCAUGAUGAUAUCCUCUCCACUGACGCCGGAGGGCUCUUCCGCCUUGACGGCUCUGGGAGAUCAGCUUCUUGCGAACAACUGGGUCGACGCAGCUCAUGCUUGCUACCUCCUUUCCCCACAAACGUCGCUGAUUGGUGGUUUUGGCGCCCCAGCUAUAAGGCUUGCCUUGGUCGGUUCCAAGACUUCAGCAGAUGCUGCAAGGAAUCCAGAUACACUGGUUUUCUCAGAAAUCUUGGAGUUUGCUUUAUCGCUGGUCCCCACUGCGAAAGGACAAGAGCCUUUCCACGGUUUGCCACACCUUCAAACAUACCGAUUUAUUCAGGCCGUUUCGCUCGCUGAAAUCGGUGAUAUCCAGCUUGCCAAUCGGUAUUGUGAGACCAUCACCACAUCACUGACUCAUCCUUCCCCAUAUGCGACGCAAGCCCUCCUCGAACAACUGCAUGGUCUUCAAGAACGACUUUCUGGUGUAUUCCAUGGGGACAAGAAUGCUUCCUGGAUUGGCGGGAAAAUAAGCAAACCCAGCCUUGAUUCCAUUGGAGGUUGGCUCGAAGGUCGAUUCACGAAGUUGGUAACCGGGGAUAGUGAUUCGGCAGACAGUCCUUCUGGGCAGACUAAAGUGUCUGAUCAUACAUUUAACGGGCCUUUCGCACACUACAGUACCAUCUCCUCCACGACACCAUCCGCUCGAUCCUCCCCGCAGCCCCCUCCUGCAACCGUCAACUACUUCCCUCCGCCUCAGAGGACGACUUCUGCGAUGGCCACGUCCUCACCGUACUCACAUGCCCCAGUCGAACGUUCCUCAUCUGCUAUGGAUUAUAUGCGGCAUAAGCCACCUGCGCCAUCGACUAGCACGAGCUCAGUCCCGUCAUCCGAACCCUCACCAACGGGGUAUGGCCUUAAUGGCCACGCACGCGACGCAGAUCCCUACGUACCCAAGUCUCACAGUGCAGGCAACGAGGAACUCGAAACACCUGUCCAAGCAGCAAGCUGGUGGGGUUCCGAUGAUGCCGCCGGUCAAACUCCUACUGCUGCAACGUUCAUGAAAAUUGAAGAAUCUUCAAUUCAAGCCAAUUCUGAUGGCUUCGUUUCCUUGAUGGACACACAAACGUUCUCCUUCUCUUCUCAGCAGCCCUCAAGACAAGCUAGCUCGACUUCGCGCCAGGAGGAAAUCGAGGAUGACGACGAUCUUGGUCUGGGAAAUCCGAAAUCCAUACCCCACGAAGAGCAGUCGAAGGAGGAAACAAGCCCGGUGAAAGAGAAGGCUGCCGAGCCUCCCAAGGUAACACCCGCUGCACCAGCGGUGGCGGCGUCUAACGGCGGCGGCUCCUGGUUUGGGAAAUGGUGGAGGAAGAGUGAAAACACUCCGGGACCCGUUAAAGCCAGCCUUGGAGAGGAGUCGUCCUUUUACUAUGACAAGGAACAGAAGCGAUGGGUUAAUAAGGCGGCUGGUGCUGAAGCAAGCCCAAAACCCGCGGCCCCUCCACCUCCACCAUCCCGCGCUCAGACCGCCUCGCCUGGAAUGACACACACUAGAUCUACUCCUCCGCCGCUUCCACCACCUCCUAUGCGACCUGCAUCCGCGAUCGACCUUACAACGGAACCUCCUACCAAGGUUCCUAUGCGCAUUCGGUCAAACCUUGCACCUCCGACCGAAUCUGCCCCCAGCACACCAACUGGAACGAGGCUGAACCCUCCAUCUGGUCCACCCCCUCCAAGCAGGCCGAGGUCCCAAGCUACCAAACGGCCCGUUCGCAGCCGCUACGUCGACGUAUUCCAACAGGAGGGAGGAGCGUCAUCAUGA